AUGUCGACACAAAUUACAAAUCCACCCAUAAGUCAGUAUCCUUCUGACUCCAUCAACGGUAGAAAUCCGACCGCAUCUGCUGUUCCAAUGAACGGAAAUUCAGCUUUGCACGACCACAAGCGAACCCCUUCCAUGACGGUCACGCCUGCUGGGACCACUACCAGCUACAAUCCUAAUGGCCCUCCUCAAAACAAGGCCAAUGUUCAAUUUGGUUCACUAAACAAUGGCGGAAAUAUCAAUUCCUCUCCUGCCAUGUCCACUCCCCAGCCGGUGCAUACUCAGUCUAAUAGCCUGGGCGUGAACAAUCUGGCUCCACGUUUACCUUCUCCUUCGAGCUCCCCUUCGCCAAUUCCACAGCCUGUCCAGGUCAGUGGAGGCCGUCCACCUUCUGAGUUGUCCGGUCCGGGAAAGCACAUGAGCUUUGGCCAAUUCGGCGGCGACGGUUCAGAUGUUAACGGCGUAACCCGAGGAAUCUCACAGAUGCAGAUGGGCGAGCAGCAUAAUCGUCGAGGUUCUCAGCAGUCCAUGCAUGCAAACAGUAGCCACGAAGUACCCAGUGGCCCUGGACGAGGUGGCUACAGUAAUCGAGGUGGGCGAGGAGGCUAUGGCAAUCAAUACGGCGGUCAUAUGCCUUUCAACCCCAACAGCAAUUUCCGUCCCAACAACAGCAGAGGCAACUACCAAGGUCGAGGUGGUCAUUCCAUACCAUACCAAGGCUCACCUUCGAUGCAACACCGACAGCCGAUGAACAAUAUGACUCCAGGCGGCACUCCCCAGAUGGCUGCUAUGCAGAUGAAUCCCGCGACCAUGGCUCCUUAUGGCUACACUCAAUACCCAGUAAAUAUACCCAAUUCCCGUUCUAUUUCCGAAGCCGUUCGAGGCAAGCCGAGUCGAGGCACAGGUCGUGGUGGCAAGGGCAAGAAGUUCUCCAAGGCCAACGGGAAGCCUGCUGUCCCAAGCAUGGAUCCUGCUUCCGAUAAUUAUGUUGGUCCCGGAGCCUCUGAUGCUAUUGCUGCUUCGCACCGAGUAUACUCGCUCCCUGUCAUGCCGGCUUUUCCCCUCCCUGACUUGUCCCCCGAAAGUGGUAAUUUUGAAAAUUUUCUAACACAGAGUGCUCAGGCUGCAUACGGACAGGUACCCAUCGCCGCCGACCCCAGCAUUUCCUACAAUGCCUACCAGCAACAGCAAUUCUAUCCGCAACAAUAUGCUGGGUACCCCCCCCAGUCACCAAGACCUCCCUUCAAUCAACCUGGCUUUGGUGGCCAGCAGAUGCAGUCGACUUACAGCAACCAGGGACAUAUGCCCCAGCCAAUGUCGCGACAGUCCUCUCAGAUGUCCACUGCCGAUCAGCGCCCUGGUUCUAGUAUCGGUCAAACACCCCAAACUCCUGCCGCUGCUUUGCACCAUACCUCAACAAGAACACCAAGUAUCUCAGGCGAGAAAAGCAGCUUCAUCCAACCACAAAAGAAAAGCGCAGCAAUCGUCAUCAAGAAUGCUCAGGGCGAGGUCGUCGAUUUUAGUAAAAAGACCCCAUCCGCCCCUGCACCAGCCCCUGCGCCUGCUACCAUUCCAGCAAUCACAACUCCUACUCUUCCCACCCCUCCGAGUCGUACAGGUAGUGCCGUCAGUGCUGCACAUGGAAGGACUGAUAGUCAAAGUGUGAAGCCUGAUGACAAAGAUGAGAAGAAGAAGGCUAUGCAGGAGGCUAUCGCUAAGAAGAUUGCUCAGGAUAAAGAAGAAGAGGCCGAGAAGCUACGCAAGCAGAAAGAAGCGGAAGAGCAGAAAGCUCAAAUGGAAGCCGAGGCUGCUGCAGCCGCUGAACGAGAAGCUGCCGAGAAGAAGGCUGAAGCUGAACGACUUGAGCAAGAAGCAAAGGAAGCCGAAGAAAGAAUCCAGGCUGCCGAGGCCGAGAAAGCUGCCAAAGCCAAGGCUGAGGAGGAAGAAAAGGCCAAAGCCGCGGCGGAACCUGCUGUCUCUGAUGAGGAUGCCGAGUUUGAGAGAAUGGUCGCCGAGAUGGAACGCGAACAAGCUGAGAAAGAGGCUGAAGAGGCACGCAAGGAAGAAGAAUAUCAGAAGAAGAAGGCUGCGGAUAAGGCCGCUCAGGCCAAGAAAGAGCAAGACGAAGCUGCUGCUUAUGAGGCUACCAUGAAAGAAGCCGAACGCAGAGCUGAAGAGGAAGAGAUUGCUCGAGAGAAGAAGCGAGCUGAAGGUAGUCAGACUGAUGACGAGAGCAAGAAACUUUUCGCUCAACUUAAGGGCGAUGAAGCAGGAGAUUCGACCGAGGAGAGCCCAGCUGCUACUCCAGGCGAAAGUGGCGCUGCCACCCCUCUAUCAGAUCUCUCCAUGGGACCUCCCGCCAAAGCUUUGGGCUCUCUACGUCGUGGCAAGCCAUCUGAGCUGACACUCAACACGAAAGCCUCUACAGAGCCGCCUGAGCCCAGUGCUACCCUCAAGUCAUUGACCACUGCUCGCAAGCUUGAAGACCCUACUAACGUCUCUUAUCCAAGCGGCAUAGUUUCUCCCAACCCAGCUCUGAACGCAAACGCUCCAGCUGAUCGCAAAUUCAAGUACAACAAGGAAUUUCUACUGCAAUUCCAAAAUGUCUUCAAGGAGAAGCCAUCACUUGAUUGGGACCAGAAGAUCCAGGCAGCUCUGGGCCACGAUGAUUCUGCACGACCACAGACGGCUAGGACGCCCUCUGGAAUGGGUGGUCGCAGUGCGUCACAUCGGGGCGCCGCUGCAGGUAACUUUGGUGGUCCUAUGGGUACCUUUGGAGGAGGACCGACCCGGACCUUGCCGCCAGGUACAACUUCCGAACAACGAUUUGCUGCGUCUUCUGGCGGAAGUAUGCGAGGAGGUCCUAUGGCAAACAAUCCUUUCGCCUUCGGUCGACCUGGCUCUAUGGGUCCACCCAUGGCUCGUACACCAUCCAAUAACCCACUUGGCGUUCUUCCUGGCUCACCAAGAGUCGGCGGUGCUAGUCGUGGCGGAUCUCGUGCCGAAAGCAAACGAAAUAACAAGUCCGCGAAACAGGAAGCAGACGCCAACAAGUCUAUGCCUCUUACUGCUGGCCUGAAUGUGACCAAUCUUGAGGUAUCUGCUACUGGAUGGAAACCUCGAAGUCUCGGUCCAAGCACUCAAGCGUCAGUCGGACUUGACGGUUACAUGGAAGCGGAUGUCGUCCAACGAAAGGUCAAGGCUGCCCUCAACAAGAUGACACCUGAGAAGUUCGAUCGUAUCUCUGAUGGUGUUCUUGAGAUAGCAGCUCAGUCGAAACAGGAGACUGACGGCCGGACUCUUCGACAAGUCAUUCAGCUAGUGUUUGAAAAGGCUACUGAUGAAGCUCACUGGGCCCCAAUGUAUGCCAAGUUCUGCUUCAAGAUGUUGUCCACAAUGAGUGCCGAUAUCAAGGACGAGACCAUCAAAGACAAGAAUGGCAACGUUGUCGCGGGUGGCAAUUUAUUCCGGAAAUACUUGCUCAAUAGAUGCCAAGAGGAAUUCGAGAAAGGUUGGAAGAUCAAUCUACCAACCACGAAAGAAGGCGAGACUGAAGAAGCAGUCAUGCUUUCAGAUGAGUAUUACAUUGCGGCUGCCGCGAAACGACGUGGUCUUGGUCUCGUUAAAUUCAUUGGUGAACUGUUCAAGCUCGGUAUGCUUACAGAAAGAAUUAUGCAUGAAUGUGUCAAGAAGCUGCUUGACUACGACGGCACACCAGAAGAGGCCGAAGUCGAAAGCUUGAGCAGUCUGCUGAAGACCAUCGGCAAACAGCUCGACAUGUCCGAGAGCAAGGCUGCUGGUCGAAUGGACGCUUACUUCGAGAGGAUCAACCAGACUCUUACACUCCCAGAUCUACCUAGUCGCUUGAGGUUCAUGCUCAUGGACGUUGUGGAUCUCAGAAGAAACGGAUGGAACUCUAAGGACGCCGACAAGGGUCCAAAGACAAUCCAGCAAAUCCACGAAGAAGCCGAAGCAGCUCAACAAGCUGCCGAGAUGUCUCGCCUCGCAAGCCAGGCCGCUGGUCGUGGCGGUGGACGACUGCCAAUGGGUCGCGGCGAUGUCAGAAGCUUCAGCCACGGCGGACCAAUGCCUCCACCAGAUAACUCGAACCGAAUUCAAGCCGAAGAUCUCCGACGAUUAGGUGGUCGAUCCCAGCGACAGAAUACUACGACACCUAGCGGAUCGUUCGGUCCUUCUGCUCUUGGUGCUCGAACUAACAGUCGACGUGGUCUUGGACCUAAUAUCGCCAGUGCUGGCACAAGCAGAACAGGUACUCCUCCUGCACAGACAGAUUCUAAGAAAGAUGACAGCAGCACAAAUGCGUUCAGUGCACUUGCAGCUCUUGAAGGAGCCGAAGGUCCUGCUUCACCACCAUCUAACCCUUCCUCUCCUCCCACUCAGAAGUCACAACCCACCACUAACGACCGAUCGCGAUCGCCUGAGAAGAAGGCCGAUUGA
Messenger RNA from Lithohypha guttulata, 4455 nucleotides. RefSeq lists its product as uncharacterized. Lineage: Eukaryota; Fungi; Ascomycota; Eurotiomycetes; Chaetothyriales; Trichomeriaceae. The transcript is spliced from 3 exons. The coding region runs from base 1 to 4455 and encodes 1484 amino acids. The record is from RefSeq and is a predicted model, not a curated record. Gene Ontology annotation, cellular component: eukaryotic translation initiation factor 4F complex. Gene Ontology annotation, molecular function: translation initiation factor activity; protein binding; mRNA binding.